AUGUAUCGUAGAUUACUGUUUAUUGUCAGUUUCAUUACUUUUUCGUUAAUUAAUUUAUCAAUCCAAGAUGUUGAACAUUUGAGAUCCAAGAAAUUAUCCAUUGAAUAUUCAAUUGAACAAACUAGAAAUCAAACUAAACAGGAUGUGAAAUAUGCAAUAGACGCUUUAGAUGAAAUUGAGACAUUACAAAAUCAAUUCAAUAAAGGAAUAUCUGGCAAUAACAAAUCAAUUAAUAACUUUACAUAUGAAUUUCAAUUAAACAUUGCCAAUGAAAUUACUAAACGUUUAUCAAAAUACGAAAAAUUGAUAAUGAAAAAGAUGAUAUUGAGUUCAACUUCCAAAAUUCAGAACGUAUGCCUUAGUUUAAAGAAUUAA
Molecule: messenger RNA, 375 nt
Organism: Schistosoma bovis
Lineage: Eukaryota; Metazoa; Platyhelminthes; Trematoda; Strigeidida; Schistosomatidae
Source: the annotation of a GenBank genome assembly